Messenger RNA from Pyrenophora tritici-repentis Pt-1C-BFP, 1560 nucleotides. RefSeq lists its product as uncharacterized. The record is from RefSeq and is a predicted model, not a curated record. Lineage: Eukaryota; Fungi; Ascomycota; Dothideomycetes; Pleosporales; Pleosporaceae.
AUGUCGGGUUAUAGCCUUGAAAAGGGCAUAGCGCAAGGUACAAGCUCGUCGUCGGGGGAAACCCCAUGUCCUCCACAACACCCUCAGUUCCUAACUUUGACUCAAUCAAAGCUGGAGAAGGUGCCGGAGGGUUUGAAGGGACCGUGCCGUCUCCGGGCGGCCACAUCUGACUGUCUUAACAAGGACUUCCCAGACACCGGAAGCUUGUACUUCCAGGCCAUGGAUGAUGCGAAAGCAUCAAUGGACUUUGUUCAGUGGCGCGCCCCGGGACAAGAUGGCACGGUUCCUCAGACAGAAGAAGAGCACCAAGCUGUUGCUAAACUACUAGUGAAUGCGUUCAAAGAGAUGAGUGUAGCCAAGGACACCGAAGGCAGCGCUUAUCGCAAGCGCUUGUCUCCGACUCACGACUCCUACUAUGGAGAUUGGGCCAUCGAGGCUUGUGCUUGGGACAUCAUCCGUAUGACGAAGGCUAUCCACACCGAAGGCUUCAAGGCAGCUAUUUACGACAAGACUGUCAUCGACUCUAUUGGCCAAACCCAACAGUGGACCUUCAAAGAGCGGAUCGACUGGAUCUGCAUGGCUCUCAAGACAUCCAAAUCCAAUGCUGUCAGCCUCAUGAAGAACGAGAAGAUUUGGACUAUCAUCGGCUCACCUCAUAAACUCUACAACAGCACUAUCAUCAACUCUGUUUCCAACAAGCAUCGCGGUGCUUGGGUCAUUCACGGUCGUAAUGCAGACCCUGACCACCAAGCUCGUCCUAUCAAGCGCCAGAAGACACAACACAACCCUUCGGGCAGAGUGGAUGUUAACAUGGGCACUGAAGAGGUUGAGCACACAAAGGUUGGCGGGGAUGUCGGCGCUGCCGAGAGCAGCCAGUCUGGCGUCACUGGAGGCGCCAAAGCUGUCCAAGCCACUGACGCCGCUAAAGCUACCCAACCUGUCAAGACAACCUCAACCAUCAAGCCAGGUCUUAGGCAAAUCAAGCCGCGCAAGAGCAAGUACGACAUCACCCCCAUGCCAGCUUCCUAUAUUGCCCGCAACCAAGAUAUGGGACUCUUCCGUCACCAGACUCCCGGUCUGCCGAUCAGAAAUGAUACUUCCUCCGGCCUUACACCAGCUCUUCCCAUUCAACAGGAUUUCUUCUGGCGUCCCACACAUCAGCUCCGCGAUGCGCAGAUUGCCAAUGACGCUCAAAUUGCCAAGCUCAUGUUCGGAGAGUUGCCUAAGCGCGGGGAUAUAUUCUGGGCUGGUCUCGCUGCUCGGAGUGGUAAUGUCAAGGGCUUUGAGUAUAGCGGUGUCGUCGAGAAGACUGUCGCUGGCAAGGAGCGUGGUGUCAACAACGAUGCUGCUGCUACCAAGGAGCGUGGUAUCAACAACGGUGCUGCUACCAAGGAGCGUGGUGUCAACAAAGGUGCUGCUGCUACCAAGGGUACUGCGGCAACCCAGGUCUACAAUCAACCGGUUUCCGAGACUUCUGAUGUGCAGCCGCAGCCGGGUAUGUAUGACGCUGAUGUGUUGGAGGGUGCGCUUCUGUUGACCUUACUGAAGGACGCACACUAA